Messenger RNA from Rhincodon typus (whale shark), 1123 nucleotides. Its product is annotated as interleukin-1 beta-like. Gene Ontology annotation, biological process: cellular response to lipopolysaccharide; immune response; positive regulation of gene expression. The record is from RefSeq and is a predicted model, not a curated record. The transcript is spliced from 3 exons. Gene Ontology annotation, molecular function: cytokine activity. The annotation marks the transcript as partial. Lineage: Eukaryota; Metazoa; Chordata; Chondrichthyes; Orectolobiformes; Rhincodontidae.
GGGAGAAUGCGCAAACCCCACGCAGUCACCCCGAGGGUGGAAUCAAACCCGGGUCCCUGGCGCCGUGUCUCUUUUUUUGUUUUGUAAUUGUCUCGGGCUCAGCGACGAUCAAUACAAGACCCCACUUUGUCCACCACCAUCGAUAUAACGAAAAACGUGUUGCAUCAUCACCCACCACCACCUGUGUCCCCACCACCCCCCCCCCCCCAAACCUCGCUCCCAAUAUUAAUGCUUUUGCGUCCUUUUCCGCAGAUAUUGACCCUUGCGUCACCCAUGACACUGCUGGGAGCUCCACAUGCCUUUUCAGGUUCAUGCGGAGCGAGAAGCACCAUUUCACGGACGACCGCGAGCGCUCCCUCAUCCUCUCGGAGAAUCUCCAACUCCUGGCCGUCUCCCUGCAGAGACCAGCCGACGCAGUUCAGUUGGAUGUGAGAUACUAUAAGUCAACAGGGACCAAUCCGGAACUGUUGCCCGUUGUGCUGGGGCUUAACAGCCAGAAUCUCUUCAUCACGUGCACAGGGCCACAAGAAAGACCCACGUUGAAGAUCGAGAAGUGGGACGAGAAUCUCCGUAACAUCAGCAGCACCACCGACCUGCUCCGUUUCGUGUUCUUUCAGCGAGCCGGGAGCGCCGGUCUCUACUUUGAGCUGGAGUCAGCCAUGUACCGCGGUUGGUACAUCAGCACGUCACAGAGAAAUGGCCAACCCAUUGAAAUGGAUGUCAAGGGGAGCAGCAAAAGGGUCACCAUCUUCACAGCUGAUUAAGAUCUUUGCAACCCUGCGCCACGCUGCAACCCCCCAACCAAAAACGCGUGUUUUAGACCCCAAAAUCAGAAAAGAUUUGAUUUAGAGAGUCUGUGUAUGUACUGAGUACAGAAUAUUCAAUCCAUUGUGAACAAAUGGGUUACAGUCUUUAGCUGAUCAAAUUGUCACUUUGACAUGAAAUUGUAAAAGCCAAGUGAAAUGCUAGUGGCAAUAUUUGCUCUGCUUUCACAUUAUGUUGCGUCCGGAAAUUUGCAUGGGUUUAAUAUUUAAUUAUUUAUUGUAAUUUAACAGUCUUUGUUAAUUUAUUGCUGGAGGGGGCGCAGCCUCUUCCUUCAUUAAAGUUGAUCUUUUCGAGAACA